Colletotrichum truncatum is the source of this 831-nucleotide messenger RNA. NCBI's taxonomy places the organism in Eukaryota, Fungi, Ascomycota, Sordariomycetes, Glomerellales, Glomerellaceae. The record is from RefSeq and is a predicted model, not a curated record.
AUGAAAGCCAAAGUUCCCUUGAGGCCCUUAUCAAAGUCUAGCAGCAAACGAAAACCACGGUCGUGUAUUUCGAAAGCUUGCGAAACCUGCCGAGCGAAGAAGGCAAAGUGCAGUGGAGGCAAACCAUGCUCGAGAUGUAAAUCUCGGGGAUUGGGUUGUGCAUAUGAAACUCGGUCUAGCCGUACCAAGCAAAGUCUUAGACUCGAGAUUGAGGAGUUAAAAGAAGCUCAACGUCAGCGAGAAGCUCUAAUAAAAGAGUUAACAGGUCCACAUGAAGUAUCUAAUAUACUGGCUCGUGUGCGUGAUGAGGAUACACGGGACAGUGUCUCUAGUAAGACACUACAAGACCAGGAAGCAUCAUGUUGCUCAGUAAGUAGUCAAGUCCAAACCAAUCGUUUAGAUCAGGCUCAAUCAAGCCCAAAAUACUUAUAUCCUGCAAUAUUCAACAACCCAGAAACAAGAUACCUUCAAACAUCUUAUAUUGAGCAGACUCCCCUUCCAGCUAGCUACACAUAUCAGCCAGACGACGUAAAUCCCCUGCAAAACUUCGGAAACUUCGUCUCUACAAGCAACUAUAAUGACUUUGGAGUAAACUUCAGUCUUACUCCGUCACUCGAGAUCACAACAGCCUCCUAUAAUCCAAUAAUAGAUCACCUGAAUUAUUACUCGAGCAACAUCUAUUUAGGAGAGGACUUAGGAGUAGGCAACGGCUUGGCACAAAGUAUCUCAGAUCUUAUGCCCCUAAGCUUGUCAAAUGAUUCUAUAGAUUUAGUCUCCUCGCACUAUCCUAGAUCGUUCUUAGAAGCGUCUUUGGUACCAGAAGUAGAUUAG